Puccinia triticina is the source of this 1029-nucleotide messenger RNA. RefSeq lists its product as uncharacterized. The coding region runs from base 1 to 1029 and encodes 342 amino acids. Gene Ontology annotation, molecular function: double-stranded DNA binding. The transcript is spliced from 4 exons. Gene Ontology annotation, biological process: DNA damage response; DNA replication. The record is from RefSeq and is a predicted model, not a curated record. Lineage: Eukaryota; Fungi; Basidiomycota; Pucciniomycetes; Pucciniales; Pucciniaceae. Gene Ontology annotation, cellular component: nucleus.
AUGCCGAAAGCUGAAAAAGGAACCCCCAAGGCCAUAGCCAAUGCUAUGAAGUCGAAAGGCUUACAACGAUUACGCUGGUACUGCCAAGUUUGCGAAAAACAAUGUAGAGAUGAGAACGGAUUCAAAUGUCACACUAUGAGUGAAGGACAUGUUCGUCAAAUGCUGGUCGUGGGCGAAAACGCUGGGAAAUAUAUCAACGAUUAUAGUGACAAUUUCAAGAAAGACUUUUUGGCUCUGUUAAGUAGAAGAUGGGGGACAAAGCGAGUACUAGCGAAUAUGGUCUAUCAAGAGUAUAUUGCGGACAAGAAUCAUCUGCACAUGAACGCUACUCAAUGGGUGACCUUGACCGAGUUUGUCAAACAGAUGGGCAGGGAAGGAGUGCUGCAUGUUGAUGAGACGGAGAAAGGUUUACACAUGGCCUGGAUUGACAACUCGCCGCAAGCCCUAUCUCGACAAGCCGCUCAUCAAGCCAAAGAACGAUCCCAGCUUGAUGAUGAACAACGGAUGCGAAAGCUGAUUGCGGAGCAGAUCCAAAAGGCGAAUCAGGAGCAAGCCGAGCGCAUGGGGACAUCCGCCGAGACAGACGAGUCUAAGCCUUCUACGAUCCCUGACCAAGAACGAGUCUUGAAGCGUGAAGAGGCCGACGGACCUCUCAAGCUCAGCUUCGGUAUCUCGACACCUGCAGCCUCUUCUCUAACGAGUUCGACAACACCGACAAGCACAACCAAUCUGCCGGCCUCAACGAGCAAAUUACCCACAAAUCCACUGAAAGGUCCAUCAACCAAUCCGCUCAAAAAACCCAACCCACUCAAACGACCUUCCACUAAUCCCCUCAAGUCACAGCCGAGUAAAGCGACCGAGAAGCCCUCAAACUCAUCGGCCACAAGCAAGCCGAAUCCGAGCAAAAUGAGCGCCCUGGAAUCAAUCAUUGCGGAAGAUGAGGCCCGCAAACGGAGGAAGGAUGAACGAACUUGGAGCGGUGCCAAUGGUCAUGGGGCCUCAGGACUGCAGAUCAAGCGAUCGUCUUGA